AUGAAAUUGCUUCUGUAUUCAAGUCCAUACGGGUUUAUGAGCACAAUUAUAAUUUUAUGCAACUUGUUUGGCUUUACUAGGAGUGAUGUGAAGAAUGGAAGGUCAUGUGUCUUGGUGAAUCCUUUGAAGGGAGAAGUUCUAAUGCUUCCGACAAAGAGUGACCUCCAAGUUCCACCCAAUAGUUUCUGUAACAAUGACACUUAUGGCAUGGGAUUUGAUCAUAUGACCAAAACCUACAAGAUUGUUAGCGUCUUCCACUAUCCAAAGGAGGACUACUAG
Messenger RNA from Prunus armeniaca (apricot), 279 nucleotides. NCBI's taxonomy places the organism in Eukaryota, Viridiplantae, Streptophyta, Magnoliopsida, Rosales, Rosaceae. The record is from the annotation of a GenBank genome assembly.